Messenger RNA from Porites evermanni, 1002 nucleotides. NCBI's taxonomy places the organism in Eukaryota, Metazoa, Cnidaria, Anthozoa, Scleractinia, Poritidae. The record is from the annotation of a GenBank genome assembly.
AUGUCCACUUGUUCGGAGCAGUCAUUGCCAAGUUGCUCAAAAUUCGCGCUACGAAAACAAGCAGAUGAUGCAGAAAAAGUGUUGGAGGAGAGGCCGCAGAUGUUCUGCGAAAGAACUUUAAGGUUGAUGACUGUCUGCGCCCUGAAGAAAAAGGAGAUACAGCUAUCGAAAGAAUACGUGACGCUCGCCAUAUUUGCACCCAUGGAGGGUUUAAUUUGGCCAAAUUCGUCAGCAACACCAAGACCGUUCUUGAAAGUAUAGGAAGUGACUACUAUCUAGUGUAGAGAGCUCUUGGUGUCCAGUAACCAAUCGAAUCAGACAUGCUCGGUUUUAGAAUUGUCAUCAAAGACAAGCCACUAACAAGAAGGAAAACACUGUCAACCAUAUCUUCAGUCUACGAACCCUGGGUAUAGCCUCGCCCUUCCUGUUAGUCGGGAAGAAGAUAUUGCAGGAUUUGUACCGAACGAAGCUACAAUCCUGGCCAAAAGGUUUCGGGACACCUCCCCUUUUUUCACGUGGUUUUGUAUGGAAUUAGCAUCUAACCUGUGAUACACACUCAUAAACAUGGCCUUAACAAGAUUUUUCCCUCACCCCCCUUAAACAAAGUUGAGGUCCUUAAAGGGUAUAAGAUAUGUAAAAGGCCUUUGACUUGUAACACCCAACACUGUUCAAGGGGGAGGGGGGUCAACUUGAAUUACAUUUUCCUCAACUAAAACACAGUGUCCCAAACGUUUUGACAAGGGUUGUCCGCGCUACAAGGCUAUUUUCUUAUUUAAAAGAAAAGUUAAUAUAGAGAUAUUUUCUUGAAUAACACAUGGCACAAGAGCAAAACAGAGCAGAAACAUUCAACACAACUCAAACCUUAGAGAUAUAUGUUCGUGUGUAGUAAAAAAACUGCUACAACUAAGUAAUGUGGUUGGGUUUAACCACAAUGACGAUUACAACAAAAACGUCGCAGUUAGGGAAAACGACAUUGUCUAUAUUCCAGGACCCUUUACCUAG